Pleurotus ostreatus (oyster mushroom) is the source of this 747-nucleotide messenger RNA. RefSeq lists its product as uncharacterized. Bases 1 to 747 code for a protein of 248 amino acids. The record is from RefSeq and is a predicted model, not a curated record. The transcript has a single exon. Lineage: Eukaryota; Fungi; Basidiomycota; Agaricomycetes; Agaricales; Pleurotaceae.
AUGGGUUCUCAGAAUAUCAGUGGCCACGAUGAAUGGGAGCCCGUGAGGGGAAGUACCUCGAUUAAGCCGCUCUAUACUUCGAAGCCACUCUUUCCAAUCUCCGUAUCUGGGCCGUACCCGACAUCAAUACAGCCAGAGCUCGACAUGCCUCGAGAAGAAUCAUAUCACCUACCUCCCCGACUCUACCCAACGCAGCACACGCACAGCACGUUCUACGUUUCCAGUAACCAAAGGAUAUCCGACGAUCUCUCUGAGCUCCAGGAGCGGCAGAGGGUCGUUCAGGAAGAACAAGAACGAUUGUAUCGAAGUCAGACUGAACUCCUCAUCAGCUUACAAACAACAUGCCAGCAGCUGGGCGAGGAGAACACAAAAUUAAGAGACGCUCGCGAGGAGUUCGAGAAGUACCAGAAGACCAUGUCCUCUCGUGUGGAACUACAAACCGAAAGUUUACUAGCGUCCCACCAGUAUUACGUUACGGAGCUGCACGCUAAGAAUGCUUCGUUGGAAAGACAGGUUUCUAAACUGGAACGGGAGAAGGAUGAGUUACAAACCAAGUAUGAUGGACUUUUAGCGUCCACUCAAAAGAUCAAAGACGAAGAAGAGGUUGGCGACGGGCGGACACUUCCUGCCAUGGACAUGAAGCUCGAGUGGAUAACCAUGCAGGCGGUUAACAAAAACUUAUUCGCGCAUAAUCAAGCUCUACAACGCCGGUGCAUGAAAUUUUCCAAGCGCAAGCACAGCAAGUAG